UUGUUGUUGUGGGGCUUGUUUCGCGUUGCAGCAGAAUUGCUGCUCCGCUCCGCUAUAGAGCCACACACAGCUGCCAAGAGCUCAGAGCUCAGAGCACAGAGCCUUACCAUCACUUGCUGUUAAAGUUGGUAAUUCAGUUAAGUGGAAACACUAAAGCGCUUCGCACGCAAACCGAACGAAGAUCACAGAAAAUUCUUCUUUGCUUCUCUCUGGGUUUCUGGGGGCUGCGCUGGAAAAGCCAUUUAUCCAAAAACCAGCCCAUUCUUGUUCUUGGGCAACAAGUGAAUCACACAAUCAUUGCAAAGCAGUAGCACUGACAGAGUGCAGCAACGUUAUGUGAAAAACAUUUGCGGAAUUUCAAAAGACAAAAAAGAAAAAAACGCAUAAAGACGCGCCUCAAUAUUUUUAAUUAUGAAAAAAUUGAGAAAAAAACUUGAAAAUUAUUGAGUUUUAAAAAAACCUUUUGAGCAGACAACACAGCUGAAAACUUAUUUAAGGACCGUGUAAAUUUCGUUGGGAUAAAAACUUUCAACAUCUAAGUAGGGAGCUGCCAAGGCCUAAAGAAGAAACAACUGAAGAAAUUUGCAAAUCGCUGGCAAUGCAGUAGUAGCUCAAGCAAAAUUACGGUUUCGGGUUUUAGUCAGUUAAAUAAAUGUUUUCAGAGUGUGUGCCCAUCCGUGAGUGUUCAUUCUCUUCUAAAUCGAAAUGUUUAAGAGUGUUUGAAUGUUGAAAACUUUAUAACAAAACAACAAAAAAAAAAAUAAUAAUUAAAAAACAAAAUCAAAUCAAAUGCGAAAAUAUGUGAAUUUUUCAAUAAAUAUUUACAAGCUUUAUGUCUAGAAAAAAAACCAACAGCAACAACAACAUUCAAAAACUGCAGCAAGACAUACAAGAGAACGCCACAGCAACUGCUGCUGUUGCUGCAGAAAAAUACUCCAACCGUUCAUCACCUUGGCUAAAUGUUAUUAACUUGGCUUACAAUUACUUAGAUCCCCUUCUAAAUCUGAGUUAAGAAAAUAAAGACAGAAGGCAGGCAGUAGUCGUCAGGCCGCAGCAGCAGCCAGUUUGCCCCACCAAGGCAGUAGUGAGUCAAAAGAAAAAGUAGCCACCACAAAUCGACCACGAAAAAACAAAUCGCCUAUAUCUUAGGUAUAUAUUUGGCUAAAACGAAUUUUAUUAACAACUCCAAGUGAAACAAGCAAACCAACAAACAAACAAACAUAACAACAAAGCCCCAAUAUAUGCAUUUGUCAUCGAUUUACAAGCACACACAAACACACACACACUCACGUACAAGUACAUAUCCAUAUAAUAACUUGUACUUUUUGACCAUAGCGGGCAAAUUCAUUGAGCCGUCUUGUUAGCCCAACCAAAAACAAAAAAAAAACAAAAAUUAAGCCAAUUCGAAAUUUAUGCGAAAAAUUGUGCUCGCAAUUCGCGUCGUAAUCUAUUUAGUUAGUCAACCAGGCAGGCAGGCGGCCAGCCAGGCCAGUCGACUUCUUUAAAUGUUUUUCGUCGGCGUCUUUUUUUGUUUGUUUGGUGUCUUGUGAAUGUGUCUCAAAAACCCCUCCAAAAAAGCAAAAUAAAUAAAUAAAAAUUGUAACGGAUUUUGUUUCUGUUUUUUUUUUGAUUUUUUUCAACGGCUUCAGCUUAUAACAAUAAAAAGCCGCAAAAAAGCCAUAACACUACGCUUGUAAAGGAAAACCCCCUCUUGCGCUUACCUGAUAACAAGCGGUAUCACACCAUAGCCAGCCAAAAACAAUUGGGAUUUAGACAAAGCUCCAAUUAACCACUCGAAAGCCCCCGUCCAGUGCCAGCGCCAGCGCCUCCAUCACCUCCUUCAACAUAAUCACCCAACGAAUGUGGGUGAAGAGUAUUGCUUUGGCAACACCAUUUUAUCCGGCCAGUAACAGUGUUUGUGCUUGGUGAUAAGACACCAAAAAGGUCUUAAUACAAAAAACCGUCCAGAGAGGAGAAAAAGAAAACGCUGAAUAAAAGCGUUAAUUUUGGUUUUUGUUUUUUCAUAUAACACCCUCACACAAUAGAAUGAAGGUUGAGGAUUAAUACCGCACGACACGAUUGUAACAAUCAACGUUAGUGGCAACUAAGGCGGCAUCAAUUCAUGUUGAACAAUACAAUCUCCAGUCGAUAAUUACCCACUGCCAUAUAAUGCGGCAUCAGUUUGGGCCAAAUGGUAAAGGAACUAUGGUGGCACUACCCCAAAGAGUCAACGAAACCACAAGUAAACCACAAAAAACCUGUGCCAUUACCAGUAGCCUCACAAUAAUGCCAUUAUACCAGACAACAGCAGCCUCUUGGUCCUCCUUUUCGUCAGCUGCAACAUUGAGGCAGUUAUGAUUCACUUGAGCCAGACCAUCGAGUCAAUGAGAAACAAGAAUACCUGAUUUACGAAAAAUAAAACAGAAAUUCUUUAAACUUUACAAAAAAGAAAGAAAAUCUAAAUAACUAAAUAAGCCACAGCUUUAAGUCUAACGACCAGAACAAAAUACAGGAAAAAUCGAAAAAAACUACAAAGAAGCCAAUACAAGAAGUGGCCACACAGAUAUAAGCCACAAAAACACCAGAAUACCUUAAAAAGCACCCAGAACCAAAACAUAGGCAGUUUUACUGCCAUCAUCAUCAGCAUCGGUAUAGGCAUUAGCAGCAGCAGCAGCAGCGGCGGCAAACAUCAGGCAUGGCACACUUUUGUGGGUUCAUCAAAUUGAUAUUUCUGCUUUUGAUGUUGGAACGAAUGCUGGCAAUGGGCCAAGCCAGGCCUCUGAAGGACGGAAUCUCAGCAGCAAGUGAUCUCAUUGCAGGCAAUGAGUUCUUAAAAUUGUUCAUGGGCCAUGACGAACUGGAGCAAGAGUUCUAUGGCAGAAGUCGAACAGAGGCGAGCAGCAGAAGAAUACCAGAGGGGGAUUUUUUGGAAGAUUUCAAAGACAGCGUAGAAUUUGACAAAAAGUCAGCGGAAACGGGGAGAGGCCGUGAGGCAGGCAGUCGUAGCCUUAAGAUACAAGGUCCCAAAGACAAUCAGGCGACGGAGGGCCAGCAGGGGGAGGGCAAAAAAGUUGCACAUGUGAGUAAAACUUCAUUUCUGGAUGAUUACGAAGAGAAUGAUGCCAUACUCGAUGCCGAGGCCAGAGAUAUUGAUUUGAAGAGAGAGAAAUUCCGAGACAAAGAAGACUAUAAAAUAUUGUCGGUUAGUGUUUCCUCCUCAUCUUCUGUGUCAUCAUCAUCAUCGUCCUCCUCCUCCUCUUCCUCUAGUCAACGAGGAACAAAUGUGGGGAAAAGUCCCACAACAACUUCAACCACAUCAAGGUAUGACAAUAAAUCGUACACAAAGUCAGUCGUGACAAUGACACCGCGACCACCAACAACGACAACGACAACCAGAUCGCCAUCCACAACAACAAUCAAGUCAAUAUCCACCUCACACAAACCCCAUACAGCUGUUUCAUCCACCAACGGCGACAGCUUCAUCAAUCGCUCACAUAAAAGUGAGUUCUCUGUGGAGGAGGUGCAACCUUCAACUGCCAAACAACAUCAACAGCUGUUGCAGCAACAGCGCAAACCACAAAAAGUCAUACGCAAGACAUUCACCCGUCAUCGUUCCCCAUCAUAUCCCAUAACAAGUGUGGCAGACACCCUGGAGGCAUUGGACUCCGAGAACAGUGCCUCCAGUCAGGUGGCCCAGAAUGCAGCGGCACCUGCUGCGCCUUCAGCAAUGCAAUCAUCAGCAUCAUCGCUGCGUUCGACCUCCACGGUUACCACAACGUAUCGCAGUGGUCAACGCAACGUGUCCAUUAAUCAUGACACCUCCCAGUCAGCAGCACACACCGCUGCUCAUGAAGUCCAUGACAGCGACAUUACCAAAGACAUCGAUCAACAGCAGUCAGCUACCGGUGUUGACGAUCAGUUAUUGCCAUUUCAAACGGUCAUCUAUCACGACACCAAAAGCGGUGGUCGUGGGCCUCAGUCACGUUCCAUUUCAUACUCUUCCAUUUCGCAAAAUGUCGAAGACCUCAAGAAAUGGCAUCAAUCCGGUAUCUUGGCUGAGGCUAGACGCAAUGUUAGCGAAAGUCUGAAGGCUCUGCAGCCAGCCGUUCAUCAAUCGGAGCCGGCGAAAUUCUAUUCGCAGCCCUCCAAAAUGUACAGCGAACCUUCGAAAUUCUAUUCAGAGCCUGCCAAAGUGUACUCAGAGCCUGCAAAGGUCUAUGGAGAGCCUGAGAAAUUCUAUUCUGAGCCGGCAAAAGUCUAUGGUCAACCAUCGAAAUUCUAUGGAGAGCCCUCCAAAGUGUAUUCCGAACCCUCGAAAAUGUAUGGGGAGCCAGCAAAGACCUAUUGGCCUAUUACAACGACACCCAGUCCGAGUAUUGGCACCACCACCAGUUCGACGACGACGACCACCAAUAGGCCAAUUACCACAACAAAUUUGCCACAAAUUACCACCACAACUGCAAGACCCAGCAACUAUGUGGCUUCACGAAAACCAGCCAUUGUGUCACGUAUUGCAUUCGGUGAAGCACAAAGCAGCACCCCCACCACUGCGACAUCGUCGGCCAGCAUCUUUAGCACAAAUCCACCGACAACAACCACAACAACGGAGAAACCAUCAUCAGCAUUUGGAAAUCACUAUCAACAGCAGUCGCAUCCACAUCAACGCACCUUUGGUCAUCGUCAUCAGCCAUCCUCAGUGGCUGUGGAGAAUACGGCUUCAGGAGCGGCUCCUGCACGUCGCAUACUCUUUAACCUGGAUCGUUUGCCUUACGAUUUGUUGAAUGCUCCACAACCUGCCACCCAGCAACCGGCGGCACAUUUGGAAACAGCUUUCAACCAGCAACAUCACCAUCAGCCUCCACUACCCACACUACCCCCUCCUCCCCACCAACAACAGCAGCAGCCACAACGUCAUCAUAACAUUAAUCCAUGCUUAGAGUCGGCAGUUUCUUCACUAUUUUCAUCAUCCACGUUAUCUGCUCACCCAGCAGUAAUAAAACAACGCCAACAACAUUCAUCAUUGUCAGAUCAACAACAUUCUAAUCAAAAUGCCAAAGGAUUGCCCAACGGAGAUCUAGUCAGAUGUGUUGCUGAAAUAUCCAACAUAGCACCUGCAACCGCCAGCAGUGGAGCUGAUGAUGUUGGCCUAAUCUUUACCACUGAACGCAAUAAUAUUGAGGAACUUUUUACACCAACCCCAGAGCAGAAUUACGAAGUGGAAGAGUCAGUGAGCGUAAUGACAAAUGGGCGAGCCCAUGGCAUACAAGGAAGCUCUGGGCGAAAUAGUUUAGCAUUGCCUACCCCACCACCACCACCACCAUCAUCACCAGGAGGGCAUCAAUUCCAAACGAGCAGACAGCGUAUACACUUUGGCACCAACUACGAUGGAGCAGAUGUCAGUGGAGGAGGUGUGGGUGUUGUUGGACAUUACAACACCAACGCCAAUGGCAAUGGCGAUGCCUUUAGUCAACAGCAUCAACACCGACAUCAUCAUACUGAACCCAAUUCUGCUUCCGAUUAUAAUGCCUACGAUGAUGGCAGUGAUGGUAGUGAUCACACCAAUGACGAUUACAAUGUUGAUGAUACUGGCCAUCCCAGAGGAUCGGUACCACCCAAUGGUGAUGAUGACUCCAAAGUGGCCUAUGUUGUGGAGGGACGCAACUAUCGCAAAUAUCGGGUGGAGGAGAAGACAGACGAUGGCUUCAUUGUGGGCGAAUAUGGAGUGGUCGACCAUAAUGAUGGCAAUUUACGCGGUGUGCGUUAUACCGCCGACUCCACCAUAAAUCGCAGCCUCAUACAAAAAGCCUUGUUGACAUUUUUGAAACUGAAAUAGAUUUCCAUUUUAGCUUAGUUUUUUGUUUGUACUUCUUCUUUGUGUUUCCUUUUCGUCUCUUUUUCUUUUUGGCAAAGAUCAAAGGAGGCGUUUUGAGUCGUUCAGCUAAAUAGGUCAGCAAAGCUUUAGGCAAAACGAAGAAAAAAAAAAAGACAAAAACAUUGCAAAAACAUGGUCAGUAGAGUAGUUAGUGUAGAAUGUAAUGAUGCUGAAGAUGCUGAUGAAGUCGGCGUUGGCUGUUGUUGUAGCGAAAUCACCAAGCAGCAGAAACAAGCAGUUGAAGGUAUUAAACUAUUGUGAUGAUUCCUAUAUACAAAGUUACAAAAUAACAAAAACAAAAAGAAAAAAAUUAAAACAAAAAACCACAACGAAUUGUAAGGUAAUGAUGUGAUUGUUGGUUGGUUGGUUAGUUGCUUGGCUGCCCGUCUGGAUGGCUGGCUGAGUGGUUGGUUCAAAGAUCAUUCAUUCCUUACACUAUUGCCUUAGAGUUUAAUUUAAAUAAAAAGUAAGUCUUAAGUAGUUGCCUUCUCGUUUUGUCCGAAGAAGCCUCAACACAACACCAUUCGAAACCAAUCAACCAAUAUUAACGCAUCCCAUAACAAACAAAUGAUAUGAACCUAUGUGAUUC
Molecule: messenger RNA, 6461 nt
Organism: Stomoxys calcitrans (stable fly)
Lineage: Eukaryota; Metazoa; Arthropoda; Insecta; Diptera; Muscidae
Product: serine-rich adhesin for platelets
Exons: 5
Coding region: 2696-5833 (1045 amino acids)
Source: RefSeq, a predicted model, not a curated record